GUUCAUUCCAAGGGUUUAGUUCCGGAGUGUCUCCUUUUUGAUGCGAGUCGCGGCCCAAAAUUCGGUUGAAAAGGCAUGAACAUGUACGAGGUUCCUAGUCCGGGAAUACCAGGCUGUCCACCUGGAUUAGAAUACCUCACUCAGGUGGACCAGUUGCUCAUCAAACAGAAAGUUGAGCUGGUUGAAGCUCUCGUCGGAUUUGAGAGCAACAACAAGUACGAGGUGCGCAACUCCAUGGGCCAAAAUGUGUUUUACGCCGUGGAGGAGAACGACUGCCUGAGUAGACAGUGCUGCGGUCCCAUGCGCCCUUUCUCUAUCCAUGUACUGGACAAUUUUGGCCAGGAGAUCAUUACCGUCACCCGCCCCCUCAAGUGCAUGUCCUGUUUCUUCCCAUGUUGUCUACAGGAGUUGGAGGUGCAGGCCCCUCCAGGCAACACUGUGGGGUACGUCGUGCAGCAGUGGCACCCCUUCUCCCCAAAAUUCAUCGUCGCCAAUGAACUCACGGAACCAGUCCUCAAGAUCCACGGGCCGUUCUGUGGAUGGAGCUGCCUGCCAGAUGUCGACUUCGAGAUCUUGACCAUGGAUGAAGUCAGCAAGAUUGGGAAAAUCAGCAAGCAAUGGACAGGCCUUCUUCGGGAAGUAUUCACAGAUACCGACAAUUUUGGAAUCCAGUUUCCGAUGGACUUGGACGUGAGGAUGAAGGCUGUCAUGAUCGGGGCAUGUUUUCUCAUUGAUUUCAUGUUUUUUGAGUCUACUAACUAAGGAGUUUUACAAAAUGUCAUCAUGCAACGCUGCUGGAAGGAAUGGGGACACGAAGUCCCAAAAAGUGAGCUGUCCCUAAUGCCAUAAUAUGUCAAAACUGUCCUCAAACGAAUAGUGUAAAGAAAAGAAUAUUUAAAGUUCUAAGAAAAUAUGCCAUGAAGAUUCAUGGGUGUGGAGAUAAGAGGUUGGUUUUAGUCUUAAGGUACACUAGUUGUUUAUUUAUGUUUAUAUUUUGGCUUCUGUUAACACUGGGAAGCAUCAGUUAGUUUAGAAAUCACUGCGGAAAAACAUGUCAUUUGAUUGUUUUAGUGAGACUGGAAACCAUUAUGUGGCAUGGUCCUAUUGACACAUAAUUCAAAUAGUACAUGUUUUGACAUGAAACGGCGUAUUGGGCAUGUGGUCUGUGAUUUAUAUGUUUAAUUUUAACAUCGCAAAGUGUUUCUGCACUGCUUUAUGUAUGUGUGCUGCAAGUAAACUUAUAAGUGGAAUUUAAAUACAAUUAUUUGAAACAAAGAUUAAUACAUACAGUAUCGUUAUCAAAAGGAGUAUGUUUCAGCCUCCUCCACAUGAGGUCGCUAGCUUUUCACGUGAGGCACAAUCCCAAUGCCUUCAAUCUGCUUUAUGCCAUGUUUUUUUUUUUUUUUUUUUAAUUGAAAUAGCAGUGUAUAUUUUUGGACAAGCUCAGGUUUUUAAUGCAUGCUACUUGAAUUUUAAUGUCAGUGACUACUCACUCACUUAUAACUAUGAAUUGUACACAUAACAAAACAAACGGCUCAUUAGCUCAUGUUUUAUUCUCAAUAUUUAUAUGUUUAGUUGCCAGUGUUUGACUGCACUUUUCGUAUUGUAGCAUAAACCCUUGAAACAUUAAUGCAUUAGUGAUACAUUAUUAUUACUGAUAUUCCAAGUAUUUCUCCAAACAAUUAUGCAGGUAUGUUUUUUUUUUUUUUUUUUUUUUUUUUUUUUGCUGUGUUUAAAAAAAUGUGAUUUCAGUUAAAACCAAACAAACAAUAGCUUUGUUUUAUCAUGCAACAAUCUAUGUCACUGCAAAUAUUUUUUUUUUGCCAGGAAUAUUUUAGGGAUAGUGUGGAUGAAAUUUGCUGUCUGCCGUCUAGUGGAAUAAUUCAUGAAGAUAAGUGUGAAUAGCAUUCUUUAUGUUAAUGGGCUGAUUAUGUGAAUCUCGUGUGACUGAUAUUAAUAGAUGCUGGCAGUACACCUUCUUCAGGCUUGUUGUUAAAACCUAUUUUGUGAGUAAUCUACUGCCAAAAUGUCAUAUAUUUAAUGUACUAAUUCAUUUUGAACAAAUACUGAUAGAUCAUGAACAAUGAAUGUGAACAAAUGCUUAAAUAGCGUAAACAGUCAGUGAAAAUGUGAAAUAAAGACAAUUGUUUUAAAUCAGAUCAUGUGGUUGUGUGGAUCCACACGACUAUUCUUUGAAACCAUUUUAUUUUUGUGCAGACAUCUUGCUGGAUGUUGGACUAAUGCAAGGCAUUGGGUGUAGGUUUGCAUUGGGAGAGUAGGGACAUAAACACAACCAACUUUUCAGGACGCUCAAAUUGUCCCCACCAACUUUUAGGCAACCGUAUUUUCAUUUUUAAUGAGUUCAGUUAUAUAUGUAGGUAAUUUUAGAUCGUCUUACCGUAUGCUGUAAGAAUAGAACUGACCCUAUUAUUAAGUGUUUU
Corythoichthys intestinalis (scribbled pipefish) is the source of this 2441-nucleotide messenger RNA. Its product is annotated as phospholipid scramblase 1. Gene Ontology annotation, cellular component: plasma membrane. Bases 76 to 762 code for a protein of 228 amino acids. NCBI's taxonomy places the organism in Eukaryota, Metazoa, Chordata, Actinopteri, Syngnathiformes, Syngnathidae. The record is from RefSeq and is a predicted model, not a curated record. The transcript has 7 exons. Gene Ontology annotation, biological process: plasma membrane phospholipid scrambling. Gene Ontology annotation, molecular function: phospholipid scramblase activity.